UCAAUCAUCAGAUUUGCAACGUACAGAAGCGACGGGCGAAGCUCAUCGGAUUGAUGCUAUUCCCGGCCAUUCCAACCCGUUAAACCCGACCCUCGGCAAACUCGCCGCCAAGGGCAUGACCCCAUCACCGCGUUGAAUCCGUCGACGGCCGGCAGCCACAACUCCGGGUGCGACCUAACGCCAAACGCCCCCCAGUUGGCCCUUUUCUGCCCCAAUUCGUGGAGCUUGGUUUGGUGGAGGCCUGCGGAUGCCGGUGGCGGCUAUGAUGGAGGGCUCUGCCUGCUGGAGCAACCACCGGAUGGUCUCGCCGUCGGACUAGUGCCCCAGCUCCCGGGUGAGCUGGAAGAUCCGAGCGGCGCAGAAUCAUUCCGGAAAUCCAACGGCCGAGAAACGCGCUGCGACGUGGCACGCAGAAGUUACCCCUCCAGACGGAAGUUUCUCUCUGCGCUAUAAAAUGUAUGGUCGUCGCGUUGGCCGUGAUGGCAUGGAAGUGUUUGAUUUGCGUCACCGGAACGGAAUCGCCGGUGGUGGUCGUCCUUUCUGGAAGCAUGGAACCUGGUUUUCAGAGGGGCAAGCAAGUGCAGGUGGCUUCUGUGACUGUGAGGGUGAUAUUCUAUUCUUGAAUAUGGGAAAGGAGCCUAUUCGUGCAGGUGAAAUUGUUGUAUUUAAUUUUAAUAGAAGUGAAAUUCCAAUUGUUCAUCGAGUAAUUGAGCUCCAUGAACGACAAGACACGAGAGAGAUUUCUAUUCUAACAAAAGGUGAUAAUAAUGACGAGAACGAUAGAGUCCUGUACGCUAAAGGUCAUCUUUGGCUUCAGAAGCAGCAUAUAAUGGGCAGGGCCAUAGGGUUUCUACCGUAUGUCGGUUGGAUUACCAUUGUCCUCACAGAGAUUCCAGUCCUUAAGUACUUGCUCAUUGGGGCUCUUGGUUUGUUUGCUCUAACCUCAAAGGAGUAGAGGAGAAGAAGCAAAGCAUUCGAGAUUUUAUGAUCGAAAUAAAUUGUUAUAUUUUCUUUAUGAUUUUCUAUAGAAAAUUAUAAUUAUAAAGAUUAGCAAUGAUACUGAUAAUUACAAUUGUGGUCUGUAUGUGCAAUUCUGCUAUAACUAACAGAUUUGGUGUUAAAUUUAAUGGAAGUUUCAGUUAUGUUCAAUAAA
Zingiber officinale is the source of this 1153-nucleotide messenger RNA. RefSeq names its product signal peptidase complex catalytic subunit SEC11C-like. The transcript is spliced from 9 exons. Gene Ontology annotation, cellular component: signal peptidase complex; membrane. The record is from RefSeq and is a predicted model, not a curated record. Lineage: Eukaryota; Viridiplantae; Streptophyta; Magnoliopsida; Zingiberales; Zingiberaceae. Gene Ontology annotation, molecular function: serine-type endopeptidase activity. Bases 455 to 955 code for a protein of 166 amino acids.